Molecule: messenger RNA, 1310 nt
Organism: Labrus bergylta (ballan wrasse)
Lineage: Eukaryota; Metazoa; Chordata; Actinopteri; Labriformes; Labridae
Gene: prdm12b
Product: PR domain containing 12b
Biological process (GO): regulation of gene expression; neurogenesis
Cellular component (GO): nucleus
Molecular function (GO): histone methyltransferase binding
Source: RefSeq, a predicted model, not a curated record
CAGCUCCUCCCUUGCUUCGGUUCUCCUUCCUCUGGUCCCCGCCAUGGGCUCCGUUCUGCCCGGCUCCUCUCUGGGCCUGAAGCCGGGCUUCAAGCCGCAGCAGCAGCCGCUCUCUCUGGCGGAAAUCAUCACCUCGGACAUCUUGCACAGCUUCCUGUACGGCCGCUGGAGGCACGUGCUAGGCGAGCAGCAUCACCACCACGCGCCCCACCAGCAUCACCUGCAGCUCGAGGACCGCACCGCCCCGAGCGCGAGCCCCAAGACCGCGUUUACCGCUGAGGUGCUCGCGCAGUCCUUCUCCGGAGAGGUGCAGAAGUUGUCCAGUCUGGUUUUGCCCAGUGAGGUGAUCAUCGCUCAGAGUUCAGUCCCAGGUGAAGGUUUGGGAAUUUUCUCUAAAACAUGGAUUAAAGCAGGAACAGAGAUGGGACCAUUCACCGGACGACUGAUCUCCCCUGAACACAUCGACCUUUAUAAGAACAACAACCUUAUGUGGGAGGUGUUUAACGAGGAUGGCACGGUUCGGUAUUUCAUCGAUGCGAGUCAGGAGGAUCAGAGGAGCUGGAUGACGUACAUAAAGUGUGCGAGGAACGAGCAGGAGCAGAACCUGGAGGUGGUUCAGAUUGGCAGCAGCAUCUUUUACAAGGCUGUGGAGACGAUCCCUCCGGAUCAGGAGCUGCUGGUCUGGUACGGAAACUCCCACAACACCUUUCUGGGAAUCCCUGGAAUUCCAGGAGGAGAUGAAGAACAAAGCAAGAAGACCAAGAGUGAUGAGUUCCAUACCUGUGAAGGCUCCUCUUCUACCUCCUCCUCCUCCUCCUCCUCCUCCUUGUCCUCCUCUUCGUCCUCCACUAGUUUGGGUCGUAUGCGCUGUGUGAUCUGCCACCGCGGAUUCAACUCCCGCAGCAAUCUGCGCUCUCACAUGCGCAUCCACACGCUGGACAAACCUUUCGUCUGCCGCUUCUGCAACCGGCGCUUCAGCCAGUCGUCCACACUGAGGAACCAUGUGAGGUUGCACACCGGGGAGCGUCCUUACAAGUGCCACGUCUGCCAGUCGGCGUACUCACAGCUGGCCGGGCUGAGGGCGCACCAAAAGAGCGCCCGGCAUCGGCCCACUGGAGAUGGAGGGGCUGCAGGAGGGAGCGUGGUUGUCCACUCGGCCCACUCUCCUCCUCACCCACCACAGCUGACAGCCAUGCCUCACCCUGCGUCACUGGUUCACCAUAUUCCAACCAUGGUGCUGUGAGAAAGAUCAAACCCACAGACAAAAAAAACACACUCACGCACACGCACACGCACACGCACACGCACAC